Molecule: messenger RNA, 1756 nt
Organism: Magallana angulata
Lineage: Eukaryota; Metazoa; Mollusca; Bivalvia; Ostreida; Ostreidae
Product: BTB/POZ domain-containing protein 1-like
Exons: 1
Coding region: 216-1466 (416 amino acids)
Biological process (GO): neurogenesis
Cellular component (GO): cytosol
Molecular function (GO): protein binding
Source: RefSeq, a predicted model, not a curated record
CUCUCUCUCUCUCUCUGUUUUUUUUGGGGGGGGGGGUUGAAAGCAUUUGCUUUGCAACCAUCAAGCUUGAUACAGUGGUAGCCUUGAUUAUGUAGAAAAAAAUUAAUGGAAGUACAUAUAAUAUGAAGAGUUGACUACUGCUUGAAAUAGUCACACAUAAAGCAAUUGGAAUUUAUUUUGACUAAGGAACAUCUUGACAUUUUAUCACAGCUGUGAUGGCAAGACUGGGUGAGAAACUUAUUAAAGCCUUCCAUCAGCAAGAGUUUUGCGAUCUGGAAAUUUCAUUAUCAGAUGGAACUACCCUGAGGGCACACAGGACAGUUGUUAUACUCGGCAGUGAUUGGUUUAGAACAUGUUUGAGUGAAAAUUGGGACCCAAACCAAUCAAAAAAGGCAGUUAUUUGUCAUGAUUUUUUGCCUUCGCUAACAAGAUCUGUUAUUGAAUUUCUGUACACACAUGAGAUUGAUUUAUCAUUUGAAAAUGUUGAAGAUGUGAUACAGGCAUCACAGUUUUAUAUGAUUACAGAUUUGUCUGUAAAAUGUUUAGAUUUUCUUCAACAGUCCAUAUGUGUUGAUAAAGCCGUGCUUGUUUUACUCAUUUCGCACAAAUUUGGUUUGAAAGAUGUUGUGUCAUCAUCAUUGUUAUACAUUGACAAAUAUGCAAGAGAUAUUCUGUCCAAUAGUCCUGCAAAUGAAAUGUUUUUCCAAUACCCUGUAGAUCUAGUUAAUUUGAUGCUUAAGCGAAACACAUUGUGUAUGCAUGAAGAGAAGCUAUUUUUGUUGAUAGUGAAGUGGAUGCAUUCAGAAUUUAGAAAUGUUUCAGACACUUGGGAAAAAAUUGUUCCAAAUAUCAGGUUUGGCAGAAUGUCCGCCUCUUUUUUCAUUGAAAAUGUUGUGUACCAAAAUAUUAUUAGUGAUGAUUAUGCAAUGAAAAUACUAUUAUAUUUAAAUUCAUUGAAUGUUUGUAAGGACACUGUUGGUCCAGCUUUUCAUUCUCGUAUGUGUGAGUCAGACAAGGACAUUAAGAUUGUUAGGUUUUUUUCAAGAAGUCCAAGAAAUACUUGGAAAUGUGAUGAACUAAAUGGGGAUAGACUUGUAGUUUCUGUAGAUAAAAAUAUGCAACUUCAUGGAAUAAUUUUGUAUGGCAACUACAAUGUCUCAGUCUUAGUUGAAAUAGCAUUAUCGUGUGAUGAAAAUAUUCUUCUGAAGGAAAAAGUACGUGAAGAGUUGACUGAGGAGUGUGAAUUUUCAUUUAUUUUUGCAAACAAUGUUACUUUAGAAAAAGAUAAGUUGUAUACUGUUGCUGUGCACAUGUCUGGAUGUGAUGUGUAUUUUGGCAUUGAUGGGUUAUCAAGUAUAAAAACAACCUUUGAGGUAAAAAAAACUGUGACAGUCACAUUUUCUGACAGUAUGUGUAGUCUUACAAACACAAGAAGAGGACAGAUUAAAGGAAUUAUUUUGCAUUAAUAAUUACAGAAAAUUUGUACAUUGAUAUAAUGUACUUCUUGUGUAUAACACAUACAAAUCAAAUAAAAGAAUGCUCUUACUGUCAAUCUAUAUUUGUACUGUUUAGUUUUAUAAAAGGAAUCCAGAGCAAAAAUAGUUAAAACAUCGCUGCGUUUGAGCAGUUUUAAGGAAAACUUGCAUUUCUAUUGUUUGAUUAAGUGUAUGACACCUUGUGUUUGAUUAAUGGAUUAAAGAUUAUAAAGCAUUGGAGGUCAAUGCCAGUUCAAAUUACGGCACCAAAUGUAAUGGGA